GUCGCGGGGCGGCGGCGGCGGCGGGAGCGGCGGCGGGGCCGGGCGGGGCGGGCGCGGGCGGCGGCGGCGGCGGGCGGCGCCCCCGGGCAAUAUGUUCAAGAGAAUGGCAGAGUUCGGGCCUGACUCCGGCGGCAGGGUGAAGGGCGUUACCAUCGUGAAGCCGAUCGUGUACGGGAACGUCGCGCGGUAUUUUGGGAAGAAGCGAGAGGAGGAUGGUCACACUCACCAGUGGACGGUGUACGUGAAGCCGUACCGGAACGAGGACAUGUCUGCAUAUGUGAAAAAAAUUCAAUUCAAGUUGCAUGAAAGCUACGGUAAUCCUUUAAGAGUUGUUACCAAACCACCAUAUGAAAUCACCGAAACAGGCUGGGGUGAAUUUGAAAUAAUCAUUAAGAUAUUUUUCAUUGAUCCAAAUGAACGACCUGUAACUUUAUAUCACUUGCUGAAGCUUUUUCAGUCGGAUACCAAUGCCAUCCUGGGGAAGAAAACUGUAGUUUCUGAAUUCUAUGAUGAAAUGAUAUUUCAAGAUCCUACUGCAAUGAUGCAGCAGCUGUUAACAACGUCUCGUCAACUAACACUAGGUGCUUAUAAACAUGAAACAGAGUUUGCAGAUCUUGAAGUAAAAACCAGGGAGAAGCUCGAAGCUGCCAAAAAGAAGACUAGUUUUGAAAUUGCUGAGCUUAAAGAAAGACUAAAAGCAAGUCGUGAAACCAUCAACUGUUUAAAGAGUGAAAUCAGAAAACUUGAAGAAGAUGAUCAGUCUAAAGAUAUGUGACAAGUGCUGACUUGAGUGUGUACUGAAAAUGGAAAGACUUCAGUCAUGGAAUUGUAUGAGUUCUCUUCAGUUCUGUAACUGAGACUAUGAGAAUUUCACUGGCAAAUGAUUGAAGUUUGUGGCAAUCAAAUCCAUAAACGGAAGAAAAAAGAAAGAAUGUAUCCUUGUUUUAUAGUUAAAAUCUGUGGGUACUUAACAGUUUUUUUUCAAGUGGAAGUGGUCUUGAAGACCAGACUGCUUUUUCUUUGAAAACUGCAUUUGAGUCAUGUAUGAAAACUUUGUAUUAUGUCUUGUAUUAGUUCAAUGUGAUUUUACAAAAUGCUGGUGUUUACUUUUUUUACUUUUUUUUUUUCUACUGAUUGUUUAGACAUGCAUCUUUAAAGCUAAAAAUAAAAUAUGCAGUUUUUUAUUUUAA
This is a messenger RNA of Passer domesticus (house sparrow), 1190 nucleotides long. It is a transcript of the gene YEATS4, whose product is annotated as YEATS domain containing 4. Gene Ontology annotation, biological process: regulation of DNA-templated transcription. The record is from RefSeq and is a predicted model, not a curated record. NCBI's taxonomy places the organism in Eukaryota, Metazoa, Chordata, Aves, Passeriformes, Passeridae. The transcript is spliced from 7 exons. Bases 92 to 775 code for a protein of 227 amino acids.